Molecule: messenger RNA, 1817 nt
Organism: Oryzias melastigma (Indian medaka)
Lineage: Eukaryota; Metazoa; Chordata; Actinopteri; Beloniformes; Adrianichthyidae
Gene: kctd14
Product: potassium channel tetramerization domain containing 14
Exons: 4
Coding region: 620-1234 (204 amino acids)
Biological process (GO): protein homooligomerization
Molecular function (GO): protein binding
Source: RefSeq, a predicted model, not a curated record
UCUGGAGACUGCAAUCAGAAGCUACUUCAGCGUUGUGCGCUCUCAUGUGUUUGUCAGUGAUGCAGAAUUCGAGAUGCAACUUCACAGAUAAGUUCUUUGGUUUGUUGCAGCACCCGAGCUGCAGAAAUGCUGGCAUUGUUGCUCUGCCGGUCGUCUUUCUGAAGGGUCACUGUAGGAAAAAGUAUUUAGAAUAGAUUCACAUCUGUCUAGGAUGGGCAUCUCUGUGGAUUCUGGUUCUAAAUGGCUCAGAGAUGAAGCACUAAUUCAAGAGAACAAUUGUUGAGGACUUAGAAAAGGAAAUGUGGUGCAAGAACUUUGUGAAACAAAUGCAUGCGUGAAGGAGGGCAGUAGUGGGUGAGUUCUGCAGCCAGAGGAAGUGGGCACCGAGGGGACUGAGGGGGUGAAGCUCCAGUAAAACUGGGUCAUUCAGGACUGUUAUCAGCAGAUCUUUGGAAGGUUUGGGUCCUGAAGACAGACGUGCAACACGAGACCAGAGAGCCCUUGUGUGACAAACACUCCCCUUCCUGCAGCCUCUGACCACACAGGAGUCGAGACGAGCCGUCUCUCUUCUGUCGUCCACCUAAAUGUUGGGGGUCACUUCUUCAGCACCUCACUGAGCAUGCUCAGAAAGCACCCCAACUCCAAGCUGGCAGAGCUGUUCAGCGGACAGCCCCGGCUGCGGACCGACCCUCAGGGGCGGUACUUCAUCGACCGCGACGGUUCCCACUUCGGAGCCGUCCUGGAGUUCCUGAGGUCGGAGCAGCUCCCCACCGCCAACAUCCUGGAGGUUCAUAAGGAGGCGGUCCACUACGACAUCAAACCGCUGAUCAAGCGGCUGGAGGAGACCCCUCCGCUGUUUGGAGAGCUGGUGGGGAGGCAGCAGUUCCUCGCCAAAGUCCCACAUUACCAGGAAAACAUUGAGGUGCUGAUCCGCAUCGCCAGAGCCGAGGCCAUCGCCGCACGCCACUCCACCAUCCUGAUCUGCGUGCUGCGAACGGACGAGGAUCUGGGUUACUACGACAACGCCAUAAACAACCUGGAGGCCGACAAGGAUUCGUUGGUGACGUUCGGGCCGUGGAAGGCGGCGCCGUCCGUCAGAGACCUGCUGGACUGCGUGAAGAUGGACAUUGAGCGUCAGGGCUACAGAGUGAGCAUCGAACCUCACGUCACGGGGAGGCUGUUCCUGUCCAGGAGCUAUGACUUCUUCUACAAACUCACCUUCACCUGGUGGUGAGGGAACUGCAGUCCCUCAGAACCACCUCCAUUAGUACAACGUUUGUGCUUAAAAAUGAACUUUUAGAUCUUCACUGGACAGAAAAACGAGCAUCUUUCACUGAUAUCGAUGUUGAACAGAGUCUUGAGUUCUUCAAGAAGCUCUUCCUUUCCUUCCUGCAGCUUCUCAGCAUCAGCCUCAGUUUCAGAUCCAUGUCUAACAUCUGCUGCCGUCACGCCGGCUCAGAGUUUUCACAGCUUUCAGGGGAAAUUCUGAUUCGGGGCACGGCCCUGCGUCAGACUCUCAGCGUUCGCUAAUCCAACAACCACUUGAAGGGAAACUGAAAGGUGCAAACGGUGAGCGGCGGCAGAACAGGGCAGGGCACGCCACCACAUCCUGUGUGAUCAGCGCGGGGAAAAACAAGAGGGGACGCUCGCCGUCGGUCAGCGGAGAGGACACUGGCACCGAGCGAGCUCCGCUCUCGGUCUGCACAUCCACGAUAAAACCUGAAGGUCAGGAUUCCUCAUUCAGCAGAUGGAGCCCCCGGGAGCACGUCCUGUUAUAACUCGAAUUUUCAAUAAAGAUUAACACAAAAAAUCCUUCA